Triticum urartu is the source of this 934-nucleotide messenger RNA. The record is from RefSeq and is a predicted model, not a curated record. NCBI's taxonomy places the organism in Eukaryota, Viridiplantae, Streptophyta, Magnoliopsida, Poales, Poaceae.
AUCGAGAUGGAGAUUGAGGAAGGCAACGUGAAGAGAUUCCUCCCCGAAGAUGUCGCCAGCAUCCUUGUAGCCGAGCUGAAGCGAAUGGCGGAAGCGCAUCUGGGCCGCGAGAUCAGGUACGCCGUGGUCACUGUCCCCGGGCACUUCAACGGCCUUCAACGCAGUUCGCUCGUCAUGGAAGCUGCCCAGUGGCGUGGUGGCUUCCGUACUGCCAAGCUUGUGGACGAGCAGGUCGCGGCGGCGGCUGCGUACCGCCUUCAUGAGAAGAGGGGCGACCGCAAGGUCAUCCUCGUCUUCCAUCUCGGCGGCCGCACUUGCCACGCCGCCAAGUUCAGGUUCAAGGAUGGCUCGGGCCAUCUCUUGGACGAACACCAUGAUCCCUACCUGGGCGGUGACGACUUCACCGGCAGGGUUGUGGACUAUUUCGUGGAGCUGAUCAAGGAGAAGCAUCUCCGGGACAUCCGUGGGGAUGAGGGCGCUCUCAGGAAGCUGAGGGCGGACUGCGAGAGGGCCAAGAAGCUACUGAGCGACCCAGAGGGUGUUCUUAUGAACAUCGGAUCGGUUCUUAGCGAAGGAGCGGAUAUCUACGAGGAGCUCACACGAGCCAAGUUCGAGGAGCUGAACCGUGCCCUCAUGGAGAGAGCAAUGGAAAUAGUGGAGACGGUGGUGAUGGGAGGUGCUCCCACUUCCGAGAUGCAGAGCCGCAAGGACGCCAUCGACGAGGUCAUUCUCGUCGGUGGCAGUGUGAGGAUCCCCAUGCUUGGGCAGCUCCUCGGGGAUUAUUUCAAUGGCAGGGGGCUAAUCAGGAACGAGGACGCGGUAAUCCGGGGUGCUGCUCUUCUGUCACGUCCCGAGUCUGCUAGAUACGUGGAGGAAUGCUACUAUGGAGGAGUGUCAGGGCCUCUCUGGUUGGCAAAAUAAACACACAAAUAGG